AUGACGAUGCUGUGGGAAGAGGCCGCCGCUGCGCUGUCGCGAUCUGUCAGGACGAAUUUUUGGGUUGGCGGGAUCUCUGGAGAUGGAUUCAAGCCACAUUGGCAGCGCGCUGCACCGCGCCUGCUUUUUCGCCCGAAUCUUAUCCGGCGCAGUGAUUGGAUUGCGCCCGUCAGUGAUUGGAUCCCCUGGAAAUGGCCCGAACCAGCCCCUGUGGCGCAGCCUGCACCCUGGAACCAGCCAGAGGAUCCGUAUCUGCCCAGGAUCCCGCUGCUACAGGUGAUUGCAGUGUUGGAAGAUCGAGCCUGUGACGCGGGGGGAGCUGUCGCAGUGCGCGGCGAGUGUCUGUGCCUCGCCCGACUGUAUCCUCGGCUUUACAGAGCCGAUGCUUUCCAGCUAUCCUCGAGCUUGGAUCAAACGUCAAAUGGAGCUCGACCUACCUGUUACAUCACAGCUCCAUCAACAAUUCGUGUCAUUUAUUUCAGACGACAUCUUUCGUCUUCCCGAGCUCUCAUCUGCUUCACCAUGAACUCACUCAGAUACCUCCGGCCGGUGGCCUCGCGUAUGCAGACGCCGACGCUGCCCAGACUCUCACGCGGAUUCGCCAGCAAGACAUACGAGUUCAUUCAGGUCUCUCAGCCCAAGCCUGGUGUUGGUCAAGUGACGUUGAACCGCCCCAAGGCCUUGAACGCUCUCUGCACUCCCCUCAUCCAUGAGCUCAACGAUGCGCUAAGGGCUUUCAACGCGUCGGACGAAACGUCCGUCAUCGUUCUGACAGGCUCCCAAAAGGCCUUUGCAGCCGGUGCCGACAUCAAGGAGAUGGCUCCUCUCACCUUUUCCGAGGCAUACACCAAGUCCUUCAUCGAGUCGUGGUCGCUUCUCACCACUGAGGUCAAGAAGCCCAUCAUCGCCGCCGUUUCCGGUCACGCGCUCGGCGGAGGCUGUGAGCUGUCCAUGAUGUGCGACAUCCUCUACUGCACCGAGACUGCCAACUUUGGCCAGCCCGAGAUCAAGCUCGGCACGAUCCCGGGUGCCGGCGGCAGCCAGAGACUCACCCGGGCUAUCGGAAAGUCCAAGGCCAUGGAGUUGAUCCUGACGGGCAAGUCCUUCAGCGGUGCCGAUGCCGAGAAGUGGGGUCUUGCGGCCAAGGCAUUCCCUUCGUACGAGGUUCUCAUGGAGGAGACGCUGAAAACGGCAGAGACCAUCGCCGGCUACUCGAGGGUGUCCAUCAACGCGUGCAAGGAAGUUGUGAACAAGAGCCAGGAUCUGCCUCUGAGGGAUGGUGUCGAAUUCGAGCGGAGAGUAUUCCACAGCUUGUUCGGCAGCAACGACCAAAAGAUUGGCAUGAAGGCAUUCGCAGAGAAGAAGAAGGCAGAACUAGUUGUAUGCGAAAUAGCCGAGUCUGGCAAAGACAUGAUGUUGUGCAACCACGAUCUUGGGCAAAUGAGCGCGUGCGUAUGUUUGGGGAAAUCCGUCAAAUUGCUCGGCAUGAAUAAGACCAUGAAAAAGGAUGAUGUUACUUUUCGGGUUCUCUCUCUCCCGAGAUUCUUCGCCUGCCUUGGCCAAUGCCUAGAAAACCACAUAAACCACAGUGUCUUCAACCCUUACGGCCAGCUCACAUGCCUCGCCGAGAAUACGCAGUUUAAACCUUUAGUCUCAAAAAGUCCGGAGAGUCGGUGGGCGUUGAUCUUAAACCGACAUGUUCCCCUCGCGAUUCCGCUGGCCAAAUCUCCUCAUGACAUUGUCUUUGUGUCCGGCAAUCCAGGGAUCGCGCGGAGCGAUAGUUCCUGCAUGGAUUCCUCAAAGCCCGCACUCGACCUGGAGAGGGAGUUGACGUGCUCUAUAUGCACCGAGCUCCUUUACCAGCCUCUGACUCUGCUCGAUUGUCUACACACGUAUUGCGGUGCCUGCUUGAAGGACUGGUUUUCUUUCCAAGCGCAGCAGGCCGAAAACUCACCGACCCCGCCCGCACCAGGGACAAACAUCUUCACCUGCCCGUCAUGUCGUGCGCAGGUUCGCGAUACGAGGCACAAUGCCACCGUCGCCACUCUCCUCGAUAUGUUUGUGGCUGCGAACCCGGACAGGAGGAGAUCUGAAUCCGACGUGGCGGAAAUGGUGAAGAAGUACAAGCCAGGUGAUCAGGUGCUGCCAGAAGUUAAGAUUCCCGAGAGAACCCCGGAAGAGAGGCGCGCAGACGACGAAGAAAGGAGGUUACUGGAAGAUGUGCGGGAGAUGAGCCUCAGAGACGCCGGAGUAGACUCUUCCUCGGGACAUCGACAUCGACGGCGUAGAGAGGACAGCAGCUCUGCCGAUGGACGAACCAGACGGAGCCGGGACCACAGUCGGGACAGCCGCCACACCCACAGACAUGAGGGCAGUCGGAGACCGCGAGACGACGAAGGGAGGCCUACUGGGGACCAGCUGCAGCCGGAUUCGAGGUCGGGCGAGCAAAGGAGACGGCGAAGGAGUGAGUCGAGACAGCGUGCCCAGGAGUCAUCCGACAUGAGGCGUCGGCAAAUCGAGCACCAGUCGUCACUCAGAUCACUCAUAAGCUCGAGUGAUUUGAGCGAGCGCGACGUGCAGAAGGAGAUUGAGGAUUUUGCUAGACAAAUCCAGGAAGAGGGCUUGUUGGAUGGGCUCGAUCUGGACAACAUCGACCUGAGCCGGAACGAUGAGCUGAGUCGGAAGAUUACAGAAGCUUACAGACGACGGCAACGGGAGCGGGAGCGAGAACGAGAACGCACCAGGGCCGAAGGAACGAGAAGAAGGGACACCAGUGGCCAGUCCAGGCACUCUCCAGAUCGUGUGCAGGAGAUCAGGUCAAGUGCAUCAGACACAAGCAGGCCCAGUAGCAGGCAACGGCCGCACUCAAGGUCAACUAGUGCAACUGGGUUUCCGGACGAUCGCAGCCGGCCGCCACUCUCACAGAGUGCCUUGCAUCUUGAAGUUCGACCAGAGGAGAGGCGGCGACGGAGGCGAACCUCAAGCGGCGGUCGCAGCGCGACGACACCCCUCCCAGCAACGCAGUCCGAGACCCGCGUCGCCACUCGAUCGCAGACCGAUCUGUCGUCACGAACACAUUUUGGUGAAGCAGUCGCCCCGAGAACCGUCUUCACCGAGGCGAGAAGCUCGAGCACGCCAUCAGUACCUACCACGACGCAGUCGCCGACGACUACCACUUCGCCAGCACCGCGCGAGCUGACCUUUGCCAACCGCAUGACGAAUUCUUCUGCGUUGGUGUCUUCCAACUUGACCGCGUCUCCGCCCAUAGAGCCGUUGUCGCCUCGUCUGCAGCGGCCAAACCGGCCGGCAGACUUGUCCAUCAUCAGCCAAGCAACUUCAGGCCCUGUCGGGCUAGGCUUGGGUUUGGGGAUAGGGAGUCCGACCAACCCCGGUCAUCAACGAACACGCUCGCAACUGUACCCGGAGCCCUCGAUUACGUGUUCCCGCUGCGCAAAGCAGCAUAUCGAGUACGAGCUACACUACAACUGCGGCAUCUGCGCCAGCGGAAAUUGGAACAUCUGCAUCGACUGCUACAGGUCCGGCAAAGGCUGCUUGCACUGGUUUGGCUUCGGGUACGGAGCGUGGGCCAAGUGGGAAAAGGCUCGGCACACGGCACACGAGGACAUACCCAGACCUCACAUGCUGACGGCGAAUCGUUACCUCCAGCCAAAGAUCAUCCCGGGUGGAGCGGAAGGUAGGCGAACUCUCACGACCGACGAUCCGAUGAAGCGGUUGGAAAGCGGCAACUUCUGUGCUCGAUGCCAGGCCUGGGCGAACGAGUGCUUCUGGCGAUGCGACUUUUGCAACUUUGGCGACUGGGGGUUUUGCAAUAAUUGCGUGAACCAGGGACGAUCGUGCACACAUCCGCUUCUGCCUCUGACGUACCAGCCUCAGCCAUCACACACGCCACCUGCCAGUCCCAGGUCGCCUCAGCCGCCUCACGCGGCCGCUGUGCUGACGGGGCCUAACAUUCACAAUAUUGGCCCCUUUAAGCCCCUGACGUUUACGACGCGCUGUGACGUCUGCCAGGACCCUAUCUCUCCCAACCACAGCCGAUAUCACUGCUUCACUUGUACCAGCUCAAUCGAGCCGGACACGCAACCUGGCGACUACGAUGUAUGCACAAAUUGUUACGCCAAUCUUGAAGCGCGUGAUCAAAUCAGUCCCGAGAACGGGCACGCGGGCUGGCGCCGGUGUCUCAACGGCCAUCGCAUGAUCGUGAUCGGCUUCCGCGACGGGCCGGGCGGGCAGCUGCGGCACAUACUUUCCGACCUCGUGGGCGGCCGCAAUCUCCGCAUCACGCAGUCGGAUGGCACCGACGACCAGGCCCCGCAGAAGUGGUGGUGGCACGAGGGCGGGCAGACGAGAGAGCGCUUCGUCACCAGGGACGUUGCGGCGGACGCCCCGACAGGCGAGGGUCUCGCGCAGGGGUUCCCCGCGGAUGGCGGCGUCGGGAUGAGGGCGACAGCGACGUGGGCGUGGUAUCCCAAGGCCGAGGACGAGCUGUUGUUCCCCAAGGGGGCCGAGAUCCGGGAGAUUGAGGACGUGAACGGGGACUGGUUCUUUGGGGUGUACAUGGGCGCGAAGGGACUGUUCCCAUCGCCGUACAAACAAGUAGAAAGAUUGAGUCAAUCCGGCUCGGCCGUCGUAGUCACCGACUGCCGGCCCCCGGCCCCGUCACCCGCGCGCCCCACACUGACGGCCGCUAGCGGCUCUGACAUUCCCCAAGCUCUCUUCCUACACCACACCCGCAACACGGCCAACUGGUUUAGUUGA
Molecule: messenger RNA, 4776 nt
Organism: Colletotrichum lupini
Lineage: Eukaryota; Fungi; Ascomycota; Sordariomycetes; Glomerellales; Glomerellaceae
Exons: 11
Coding region: 1-4776 (1591 amino acids)
Biological process (GO): fatty acid beta-oxidation
Cellular component (GO): mitochondrion
Molecular function (GO): metal ion binding; enoyl-CoA hydratase activity; protein binding
Source: RefSeq, a predicted model, not a curated record